Sander lucioperca (pikeperch) is the source of this 5539-nucleotide messenger RNA. It is a transcript of the gene exoc6b, whose product is annotated as exocyst complex component 6B. Gene Ontology annotation, cellular component: exocyst; membrane. The transcript is spliced from 24 exons. NCBI's taxonomy places the organism in Eukaryota, Metazoa, Chordata, Actinopteri, Perciformes, Percidae. Bases 172 to 2634 code for a protein of 820 amino acids. The record is from RefSeq and is a predicted model, not a curated record. Gene Ontology annotation, biological process: Golgi to plasma membrane transport; exocytosis; intracellular protein transport.
UUGAUACAGACCUUUUUUCUCUUCAAACAAGUGAAACUCCGCUCACACGGGCUGCCCUGUGAAAACAUCGAACCAACCCUCCGGUUCCUCCUGCAUGACGCACUGAGCCCAGCCAGCCAGCCAGUCCGCUCAGUUCAGCUCAGCUCGGCACAGUCCAGAGCAACAUGCAGGAUGGCGAGUGUGGAGACAGCCGCCGAACACGAACGGAUCCUGCGGGAGAUUGAAAGCACAGACACCAACUGUAUCGGGCCGACCCUCCGGUCGGUGUACGAUGGUCGGGAACAUGGCCUCUUCAUGGAGAAGCUGGACGUGCGGAUCAGGAACCACGACCGAGAGAUCGAGAAGAUGUGUAACCACCACUUCCAGGGGUUCGUCGACUCCAUCACAGAGCUGCUCAAAGUACGAGGGGAGGCGCAGAAACUGAAGAGUCAGGUAACUGAGACCAACAGGCGUCUUCAGGAUGAUGGCAAAGAGCUCAUGGGCUCCAUGGAGGAGCUGCAACUGUGUCGAGUGCAACAGAGAAACAUCGCUACCACCAUAGACAAACUCACGCACUGCUUACCAGUCCUGGAGAUGUACAGCAGACUUCAGGAGCAGAUGAGGGCCAAAAGGUACUACCCCGCGCUGCGGACGUUGGAGCAGCUGGAGCACACGUGUCUUCCCAGGGCGGGUCAGUACCGCUUCUGCUCAAUUAUGGCGGAAAACAUCCCCAAACUGAGGAUACAGAUCCGGGACACGGCGAUGACGCAGCUGAGAGACUUCCUGGAGAGCAUCCGGAAACACUCUGACAAGAUAGGAGAGACCGCCAUCAAGCAGGCGCAGCUGCAGCGCUCCCUGGACAGCUCCGUCUCAACACAGCCGAGGGCCCUGAUUGGCAGACGCAGCCGAAAGGAGGCAGCAGCGGCGACGGACAGCGGAGGGCAUGGGGGCAGUCCAGUGUCGGAACAGGACUCUGGCAUUCUGGAUGUGGAGGAUGAAGAGGAGGACGAUGAAGUCCCAGGAGCUCAGGACUUGGUGGAUUUCUCUCCAGUUUACCGCUGUCUGCAUAUCUACACUGUGCUGGGUUUGCGUGAUGUGUUUGAGAACUACUACAGAAAGCAGAGGAGGAAACAGGCUCGCCUUGUGCUGCAGCCCCACUCUAACAUGCAUGAAACUCUGGAGGGAUACAGGCAGUACUUCAAUCAGAUUGUCGGCUUCUUUGUCGUGGAAGAUCAUGUCCUUCACACCACACAGGGUUUGGUCAACAGAGCGUACGUGGAGGAGCUUUGGGAGUUGGCGCUGUCCAAACUCAUCGCCGCCCUGAGGACGCACUCCUCGUACUGUGACAACCCUGACCUAGUGCUGGAUCUGAAGAACCUCAUUGUCCUGUUUGCUGAUACACUGCAGGGUUAUGGUUUCCCAGUGUCGCAGCUCUUUGACAUGCUGCUGGAGAUGAGGGAGCAGUACGGAGAAAUCCUGCUCAAGAAAUGGAACAUCACCUUCAGGCAGGUGUUGGACCAGGACAACUUCAGCCCAAUCCCAGUCUCAACAGAGCAGGAGUACAAACACUACACUUCCCAGUUUCCCCUGCAAGACCCCGAACUGGACAAGCUUCCCUUCCCCAAGAAGCUUCCCUUCUCCGAGUUUGUGCCAAAAGUCUACUGCCAGCUCAAAGAGUUCAUCUAUGCGUGUCUGAAAUACUCUGAAGACCUGCAUCUCAGUUCCACGGAGGUAGACGAUAUGAUCCGCAAGUCGACAAAUGUGUUGUUGACCAGAACACUCAGCCACUGUCUGCACUACGCCAUUAAGAAGAAGAAUGUCGGGCUGGCAGAGUUGGUGCAGGUGAUCAUAAACACCACCCACCUGGAGCAGUGCUGCCACUUCCUGGAGGAGUUCAUAUCAAACAUCACAAAUGUUCCGCCUGACACAGCAAACGCUACCAAGCUAUACGGGACCUCCACCUUUAAGGACGCUCGCCACGCGGCCGAGGAGGAGAUCUACACCAACCUGAACGCCAAGAUCGACCAGUUCCUGCAGCUGGCUGACUACGAUUGGAUGGCCGCGGGGCAGGGAGGCGGGACUCUGGAAGCCAGCGACUACCUGGUUGACCUGAUCGCUUUCCUGAAGAGCACCUUCAGUGUCUUCACCAACCUGCCUGGAACGCCCGUACAACACGCUACCUUACCGGGUAAAGUGGCCCAGACGGCCUGCAUGUCGGCCUGUAAACACAUCUCCACCUCCCUGAUGCAGCUCCUGCUCGACCCAGAGGUCCGACAGAUCUCCGUGGGAGCGCUGCACCAGCUCAACACCGACGUCAAGGAGUGUGAGGGUUUUGCCAGAGCCGGCCCGGUCGCAGGCUUCCAGGGUGACACGUUGCUUCUGGCCUUCAGUGACUUGAGACAAUUACUGGAACUGUUCACCCAGUGGGAUUGGACAACCUACCUGGCUGACUACGGAAAACCAACCUGCAAAUACCUGAGAGUCAGCCCGCACACGGCACUGGCCCUGCUAGAGAAGUUAUUUAAGCCGAUGAGGGAGACGAGCAGAAAAAACAACGUCUUUGCCCAGUUCAGGAAGACGGACAGAGACCGACAGAAACUCAUCGACACCAUCAUCAAACAGCUACGCAACCUCAUCGCACAGCACCACGCCUAGAGCGGGCCGCCUGAUUGGCCAGGAGGCCUGAAGCCACACAUCUUCAAUUGGCUGAAUUCAACCAUCAACGCAGCCCUGAUGAAAAGCAGACUCCCAUCGAUCUGUUUCAACCCUGCAACUAUUGGCUGAUCCAUGCACCUUAACUUCGCUGGACUCCACUGAACUUCCCACAACUGCAGACAGUUCCCAUCGGUCAUCUUCAACGCCCAACAACAACCAGUGUAAACCUGCAACAAGCUCAUUGGAUAAACAAGGUCACACCGUUUGAUUUCACUGGUUGACCUAAGCCACUGUUUUCCCGGACUACCAAGCAUAACUGUUGAGGCUACAACACGCGUUUCUGGCAGCGCGGGUUGCACUUGAACUUCAUCUGUCGGACUGAAACACUGGCAGGUUAUCAGGCCUCAACUAAGCUCAUCCUGUUGGUUACUUCCUGCCCAGUCUCUAAACCGAGUAGUCUGAUUAGCUGAAGACAAGAAGAGAAAGAAGCUCUCUGUUAUCUUAUCGGUCUAUUUGUGAGAUUUGUGACCUGUGGAGAACAAGAAAGUAGAGCAAAUAAAAGUAGAAUAACAAGGAAUUACGUGGUACCAGCUAAGAAAAUAGCAAAAUAAAUGACAAGCAGUUCAGACUCUAAAAGCAAACGUUCACAUUAAGAUGACGUGGCAAGGAGAAAAACUAGGAAGAACAGUGAGUUUCUCUUCUUCAGUUCCAGUUACUGGAUGCUGUAGACAUAUUGGUAGCUGUACAGGGUGGGAACAUGUUAAUUUUGGCUGUGAUGAACAGUAGAUUCCUAGAAUCUAUGACGUCUCUUUUUUGUUUUUUGUUUUUGUAGGACCUCCAUUUUGAUAGAUUUUAUUCUUUGUACCACAAUCUUCCCAUUUCCCUUUCCUAAAAUCUAAGUGGCUGGUCUCAUCCCCGUUUAUUUAGUUUCUCCUUGCCCCAUACGACUUUUAAUGUCUUCCACAUUGCUCUCCUUCACUGUGGCACAAUGAACGAAUUUAUUGAAUGUACAUCAGAGAGGAUGAUUUCAUAUUACAGCUAGAAAAGCACUGAAAUCAACAUUAGGUCUAAUAGGUAUUAGUGACGAAUGAACAGAAUGUUCCUCCAGUAUUGUCUAAUGAAGGGGGAUACGCACGCAACAUGGCAACCUUUUCCCCUCUUAACAUACAACCUGUGAACACUUGAAUGCUCAGAUCUGAUAACCGUAUCCCCUCUUCUUAACGCCUGAAAGCACAGUGAGUGUUUGGGAUUUUAAACGGGGGGGAUGUUGUCUAAACAUGGCAACCCAUUUCUCCACUUUCAUUAUCCUGUUGCCCGAGCAUUUUCUACUCUUCAUGUAUAAAUAACUGGGUCUUAAGGAGGGGCAUAAUGCCUCAAUCAGGCAACUGCCAUAAAGUAUAUAGUUUUGUUUGCCCAGUUGCCUAGAAAGAGACUAAUUUGUAUAGAAAGCAUUGUACUAAUGCCAAGCACACACACUUUUAUGUCUUCCAUAAACAUAUGCCAAGCAGUGUGUGUGUGUGUGUGUGUGUGUGUGUGUGUGUGUGUUCAUUCUUUGGCGACUUGUACACACAGCACAUAAUGACAUUUACACUAGAUUAUUUUUUUUUUUUUUGGAGCUAAUAUGGGUCUCUUUUCGCUCUUUGUGUUGCUUUUGAACUUGGGUGCAAUAAUAGCAUUGGAAACUACAGCAUUUUGUGUGUUUGUGUGUGUUAAUCAUGGCGCUUUAUAAAGGGAUGCAAACCUACAGGCCCCAUCAGAAGGGAAUUUAAGUCUUCCACUUCCUUUCGAUCAGUUGCCAUGUUUGAUUUACUGAGCAACAUCAUGUGUGUUUGUGUUCACUCGUGCAUGCCGGCACUGUGAAAUUGUGCGCAUUUAUGUAUUUGUGUGUGUGUGCGUUUGUUAUUCAUCCAUCCUUGGCUGUGUGUUAUUUUUAGGUGUUAGUAAGGGACUGGGGCCGUCGUUUAUGAAUGUGCCUUUGCUGUAUUCGGUGUGCAUUUUCCUGCCAAUAAAGCAGCAACACUGGUGUUUGGAGGCUGGACGUUGAACAUGAAUGAAUUGUUGGAUGUCUGAAAAAACAAAAGUCUUAACUCAAAGUCCAUUUACUAGCUUUAUCCAGAGUUUUCAACCUCAUGUCAUACUCUCCUGGAGGUCUAUUUGUUACUUUACCUUUUCUGUGACACAAAUUAAAAUGCUAUGCGCUGUUGUUAGAUUUUUUUUCAAGUAGUAGUCUGUAGUAACGCUCAUUUUCAGACUUGAAAUAAUGACUGGUCAUAAUUUACAACCUGAAAUGUCUUUUUUUUUUUUAAAUUAGACAUGUUUUCUUGUAAAAGUAAGGUCUGUAUCGCCUAAUUUACAAGGAAACAGUCUCAUAAUUUAGAUAUUUUUUCUCGUAACUAAUAUAUCUCAAUUUUGAGGGAAAAGUCUCAUGCAAAUGCCAUGCACAUUUGUUAAGAAACACUGAGACACAACCAAAAAUGUCUCAAAUUUAAACAUAUCCACAUCUGGGUUAUUUGAUCUAUUUCAGUUUGUAGAAAUAACAAGUUUUGUAAAUGGUCUCAUUCAGAUAUUUUAGUUUUAGCUGCGUAGUUGUCCAAAAUCCUGCAGUCUGAAUUGCCCAUUGCCUUAUUUUUGUGCUUGGGAACACCGUGGCAGUAAUGAGCAAAGUAACUGAACUUUUCCGUGUUCGAUCCACCACUCUAACAUUGAUAGUCCUGCAUGUUCGUCUGUGUCCAGAGUCCUCACACUGCAGGUGUUGCUGCUACUUGUUUUGUAUUUUGAAAGCAGAAAUCUUUACUGAGACAGAAGCACUGUACACACUAUUGUAUUCAACCACUAAUGAAUGAAAAUAAAGUAAAAUACUAAUACAGUUGCGACAAAUAUUAAAUAAAUGUAAAACUGUUGAGAA